Messenger RNA from Odontomachus brunneus, 3528 nucleotides. RefSeq names its product exportin-6-B (gene ebo). Gene Ontology annotation, biological process: protein export from nucleus. The transcript has 16 exons. NCBI's taxonomy places the organism in Eukaryota, Metazoa, Arthropoda, Insecta, Hymenoptera, Formicidae. Bases 169 to 3267 code for a protein of 1032 amino acids. Gene Ontology annotation, molecular function: nuclear export signal receptor activity; small GTPase binding. The record is from RefSeq and is a predicted model, not a curated record.
GACAUUUUUCGUAGCACUCAUGAAACUGCACACGGACUUUUAUCUCAAAGACGACAUCUGAUCAGUUGGCUUAAAAUGACGUCUGAUAAGUGAAAGUCUAACCUUCUUAUUCAUUUUAUAUAUUUACAUUGCAUUUGCAACAAUAUAGUACUUCCUGCAACGGGUAUCAUGGACGACGAUGCAGCUGCUCUGCAAAAUCUGGAGCAAUUGAUGACAGAAUUUUUCUCCCCGGAGACAAGCAACGAACGGAAACGUACGAUUGAACGUAGUUUUCAAGAAUUCACUGCACAGAUUGACUCUUGGAAGCCGUGUCUGCAUUUUUUAUCAUCUACAAGCAAUCAUUAUGUCAGUAUGUUUGCUCUGUCCACCCUGGAGACAACUAUUGGAAGGAGAUGGCCCAUUCUGCCAUGGGAAGACAGAGCCCUUACUAGAUCCACUUUGUACACAUUAUCAUUGGAAAGAGGUGUAGCUCCUUUUGUAAGGAAUAAAGUUGUGAAAUUAGUAGUAGAUAUAGCGAGACAUGACUGGCCACAUUUUUACCCAGACUUUUAUUCCAAUAUUUUACAGUUACUAAGUCACAAACACACAAGGCUACUCGGGCUUGUCUAUCUGAGAACAGCUUCAGAAGAACUAGCUACACCAAGAGAAGAUCUGCCGAUGCAUAGAAAGACUGAGUUAUUCAGACUCUUAAGCUCACAAGUGCCUCUGACUUUGGAUACACUUACAGUACUUCUGAAGGAAACCACAAAGUUGCAAAGUCGUUCUGGUACUGUCACACCUCCUCCAUCACCCACCAGUGGGCAAACUCUUGCACCUGUACGUGCUGUGCUUGACGUCGAAGGAUUAGCAACAGGCACCAGUGAAGUUUGCACAGCAACUCUUGAUGUUUUAGCACACUUAUUCAGUUGGAUUGAUCUAUCAGACAGCAUCUCAAGUAACUUGUUGGACUCUAUUUUUUCAUGUGCCAAAUAUCAUGAUGCAAUGAAUGGCAAGCAAAUAGAAAUGGCUGUACAAGCUUUGACUACGAUUAACGAACUCCUGUAUAGACCACUCUGUUCACCCAAUGCGACUGACACCUUAUUGCUGGAAAUAUUUCAGAAUGGCGUUAGUUUAUUUCAGUUGAUGGAACGUCUUGAUUCAAUAGAUGAAAGCUACAUGGAAAAAAUGACAGAGUUCUUACAAUUGUUUAUAACAAAUCACCUGAAGAGAAUGGAAUCGAGUUCAAAGUUUCCAAUAAAUACGUUAUUAGAAGUAUUGUGUCAUCACACGUUCCAGCAAGCUUCCACCGUAAACGGUUACCUGCGAUGUUUAGACGUAUGGACCACGCUUUUGGAGAGCACUCAGUCACGAUAUUCUGCUGUAGCGUUAGCUCUCGCCGAACGAGUAUUGCAGAAAAUGAGCUUUAAGCUCAAUGCUCGAGUACUGAGGGAUCUUGAUACGGAGAGUUUGGAUGAGAAUGAAGAAACAGAAUGGCAGCAUUUUCUACGGUGUAAUGUAGAAUGUCUAGCGAAAAUAGCUGACAUCUCGCCUAUUCCAGUAUUCACACUAUUGUAUCGUUCAUGGAGAGAGGGAUUAAUUAUUUUUGGGGAAUUAGGUGCCGCCUUAGCGAAUGGUCAAGUUAUUUUAUUAAAUGAUGCAGAGGCCUCGAAUGUGCAUGCACAUCUGAGAGAUCUCGCAUCAACUACACAAGCUCUAGCUAGGCUAUAUUCUCUUUUCAUCGGUGAUCAAACAAAUGUUGAUCAAGGCUUGGCUGAGGAAGUUAUAUCACAAACUCUCGAUGCCUGUAUGUUUGCGAGAGAUAAUCAAUUGUAUAAAGCUGCGCUUCAGCCAGCCGCUAUCGUAAUAGAUCUUAUAGAAGUACAUUCACAGCUUUUAGCUUCUCUUCAAGCGUGGUGUCAUUUGAUAGCCAGAAGACCGGAGAAAACUAAGGAGACACUCUGUCAACGUUGCAUCGAUUCGUGCAUCUGGGCGACGACGUACACUACGUCCUGCGAUCAGCCACCUCCGUCAAAUCUCAUCCAUUCCGCCACUCAUCUUUUCCAGAGUAUCACCGCCGUUUUGAAACCCAUCCUAUGGGACCAACCGACUUUCAGAAAUUUAAUUUCUAUGGGCUCAUAUCCGUAUUUGAAGCCUGACACGAUAAAAGUCCUACGCAGAGCAUUGGUAAACGGAAUUAUAUUGCCACCUGGUGAUGCGGUAACGAGGCAAAGAUUGCUAGGUACUAUGAUAUUAGCCCUGUCCGCACCUUUAGGUAUGCAAGGACAACCAGUGCCUUCGGAAUCAACCAUUCCGAUUACGAUUUUGCCGCUGAUUCAACUACUGAAGGACUGCGCUUCCUCGUCAACGAUUAUCAAGAAAAUGUUACACUCGUGUCUGGAAUCUAUCAUAAAUAGAACGUUGGAGUUAUUACCUUACGUGAUAAGAUGUCCGAGUAUAUGUGAAGCGUUACUUAGUUUUUUACAUUCGGCAUUUUCAGUAUUACAACAACAACUAGGUCCCGAGUUCAUGCAGAAUGCAGUUCAAGGCAUGCUACAGAUUUACACCAGAGAAAAUAUUUCUGCUGGGCCUGCGUUGGAUCAAUUGCUGGAGAUCUUGAUACUCGUCGUAUCGGCACCCAGUAAUGCAUUUAAGGCAUUUGUACCGUCAGUGACGAGUUUGUGUCUGGGUCAGGUAUGGCCUGCUGUCGGCAGCAACUUGAGCGCCCAUCCAGACACGACAUUAGUCUUAUUGAAACUUUUCCAUAGUAUCCUUAUGCACCGAUGGCAGUAUUUCUACAAUACCUCUGUACUGCGAACUCUUGGACAUCCCGACGAGGAUGAGUCUGUUGAGCACAAGGAGGAAUUGGUAGCGAUUUUGGAGGCAUUCGGUCAGGCUCUACUUCAGUCAGAUGUCAAUAUAUUCCGACAGAGUUUACAGAGUCUCGAGCAGUUAAAUAUACGGUGGCGGCUUUAUCAGCGUGCAGUCUUCAAGGUUCAUCUUCUCGAGAGAUUCCUCAUGGCAUUGUUCACAGUUUUGUUUCAACAAUCUCACAAUCUGCUGGCAGAUGAAAUAGCCGCGGCUAUUCAUAGUUUGGCGUCCGUUAAUAUAGGGUGGUUCUUUGGUCAUUUCCUACCAACAUUCUUGGCAACUUGCGAAGGUGUAGAUAAUAUGCAGAGAGCCACCUUACUGGAAAACUUCGACAAAUCUACGGAUCAGCCAACAUUGACCAGAUCGGUUCUCCAGCUUAUUUCAGACUUGAGGUGUUAUCAGCUUUGCAGGCCAGGUUGAACGCAAUCGCGUCUCGAUGCGAUGCGAUCAUAACGUAACCUGUAUUCCACAAGACUUCUACAGUGGCAUUUAAAUGAGUCACAUUUCCAUCGAAUCUCUCCUGCGAGUGCCUCUAUGUAUAUGAACGCGAGACAUUACCAGUGAUAGAACGAAAAAAGACAAACGUUUUAUAAACAUUUACCAUUGUGUGUAUAUCACUGCCGCACCUUAUUGUGAUGUCGCUAUUGUUAUGAAUAAAACGUGCGUUUUUAUAUAUGCUAA